GAUUUUCAGUAUAAGAAAAGAUUAAACUGGGACGUGCACGGCCAUUGCUGACCUCCAGCAAUAUUCACACAACAAUGAUCUUCAACAUCUCAGUUUUCUGCGUCUCUUCACUUCUUCUUUUACACUUGGCAGGAGCCAAACCGGUUUCAAGUUUACAGACUCUGAAGCAGCUUUUAGAUGAAGAAAUAAACGCGCCGCUAGUGGAGUCGCAGGAGUCCGCGAUGGAGCAGGCGGAGGCGCGCACAGAAGAGCGGCAGUUGAAUCCGGACCAGCAGGUGCGCACCAGCACCGCUCUCGAGCGCGUACUUGGAGAUCUACUGUCCACAUCCAAACGCUCGUGGAGUCGCUUUAAAAAAGGAGGGUUGAGGAGCUGUUUCGGGGUCAGACUGGAGAGAAUCGGCUCAUUCAGCGGGCUGGGGUGUUAAACUGUGCAGGUCGGACUGUUACUGUAAAGGUCCUCGGAACAGACAUCUUUCUGCAGGUGUAGGCUACAAAUUUGUGUUCAGCUGAUAUCUGAUGGUUAUUAUUUAUUCUGAAUCUAGAUCUGUAAAUAGUUUAUGUAAAGAGACUGCUGCUAUGUUGCAUCUGUUUAUGUAUUUAUUUAUUUAUUUAUUUAUGUUCGUGUUAUAGAUGAUGUAUAUUGCUGCAAAAUAAAUAUUUUGCAUAACGUGUGUGUCAGCUUGGUCUAAAACUAAUGAUGAAUGUGUGCAUGUCUUUAAAGUUAAAUGUAAAAACAAUUCUGUAGAAAUUACAGUAUUGUAUUACUGGCAACUAGCUGUAAAUAACUUACUGUAGAUUUUACAUUUACGUUAUUUACUGGCAACAGUUUGUUUAAAGUCAAAUGAACAUGAAACAUUUUCAGUCUUUAUCUUCUACAGUAAAUUACUGGCAACCAGCUGCAUAAUUACAGCUAAUUUUUUACAGUGGUAUCUUAACAUGCAGGUGACUCUCUUUAGGUAUUUUUAUCUGUGAUAAGAUCUUAAUCGGACUCUGACAAAGAUAAUGAGCCUACAGGAAAGUUGAUGAAAAUAAAAUACAAACACAUAAGCAUUUAUUCUUCUUCACAGAUUAAAUAUUUGGAUGUACAGACAGACACUAAGUUUGAAUGGAUCUUAAGAUGUCAACACAUAAAGCCACAUUUUAUUUUUGUGUUUAUUUGACCCACCACCCAACUGAGCUGACUGUGGCAUUAACAUGUCACAGUCAAAGAACCCAAAAACGACAGUAAAUCUACUAUAUGAGAAUAAUGAAGAAGUUUGACAGCCAAUCUAAACCUGUAAAUCAUCAGACUUAACAUAAACCAAAUGCAUUAUCUAUUUCUUGUUUCAUCUGUCUAUUUCUAGUUAUCAAUCCAUCUGUCUGUCUCAUUUCUUUUUGCAGUUUUCCAGUUUUCUAUUCAUUAUCAAAACCACUUUUAUUAUAAGGUCACAUGUAUAUGUUGUUAGAUCCAAUCUGAAUAGCAAUGAUUGUGACUGAAUACACUUGUAGAAAUAUUAGUUGUUUUAUUUUUGUGCAUGCAUAUUGCACAAAUGUAUUUCUUUUAUAAGGUCACAUGUUGUUAGAUCCAAUUUGAAUAGCAAUGAUUGCGACUGAAUACACUUGUAGAAAUAUUAGUUGUUUUAUUUUUGUGCAUGCAUAUUACACAAAUGUUGUCAUAUAAAAAACAAAUUUGUGACCCUGGACAACAAAACCGUCAUAAGGGUAAUUUUUUUAUUGAGAUUUAUACCUCUUAUGAAACCUGAAUAAAUAACCUUUCUAUUGAUGUAUGGUUUUAGGAUAGGACAAUAGUUGACCAAAAUACAACUAUUUAAAAAUCUGGAAUCUGAGGGUGCAAAAAAAAAAAUCUUGUGAAAAUUACCUUUAAAGUUGUCCAAAUGAAGUCAACACAUUACUAAUGAAAAAUACAUGAUUAAUAUAUUUAAUAGAGGAAAUAUACAAAAUAUCUUCAUGGAACAUGAUCUCUACUUCAUAUCCUUUUUUUUUUUUGCAUAAAACAAAAAUGUAUAAUUUUGACCCAUUCAAUGUAUUGUUGGCUAUUUACCAGUGUGAUAAUGAUAAUGUUAACCCAUUUUGGAGUGAAUUAAUUAUGCAAGACUAAAUAUAUAGUCUUACAUGUCACUUUUAUAACACAGGGUGUUCAACCUUAGUUGGGCCGCUUUAAAAAAAUUAAAGAGAAUAUACUUUUUUUUUGCGGUCCAGGGUCAAAUUUAAAAAUUCUAAAUAGUUUCUUAUAUCUUAUAACAAC
Paramisgurnus dabryanus is the source of this 2245-nucleotide messenger RNA. RefSeq names its product natriuretic peptide A-like (gene nppal). Gene Ontology annotation, biological process: cGMP biosynthetic process; receptor guanylyl cyclase signaling pathway. Gene Ontology annotation, cellular component: extracellular region. Gene Ontology annotation, molecular function: hormone activity. The record is from RefSeq and is a predicted model, not a curated record. NCBI's taxonomy places the organism in Eukaryota, Metazoa, Chordata, Actinopteri, Cypriniformes, Cobitidae.